CCCCCCGUUGAUACGCACGCACCACAGCUCUUCUAUGACCCGCUUAUCCACCCCCCGUCGAUGUUCCCUGGGGACCCCUCGUCAUCAAGCUUCGAUCAAUUCCACGAUCUCUCGACGACGACCGGCUACCCGACAAGCAAUAUAACAGCGGCAGACGAUAUCGACUGGACGGCCCUGGGCUGCUUGCCCGGUUCUGGAAACGGACUGAGCGAGCAUCCCGCCAAUAGUCUCGAGAGUCAGAGUCAGGGUUUCUCCAGCGUUGACUCUCCUGACCCCCCGUUCGAUCACAACCACAACCAAAACCAACCCAAAAUAACCACCACAGCACCUUCCACCCAUACCACAACCUCAACAUCAAGCCACUCAAGCAAAAUGCCCUCGGUAUCCUCAACCCUCCCCACCCCAUCUCCCGCCUCCCGCGAGUCCUCACCAAAGGACAACCCCUCGCGCAUCUCAAAGCGCCAACUCAACACCAUGGCCGCAAGACGCUACCGCCAGCGCCGCCUCGACCGGAUGACUCAGCUCGAGGAGGAACUGGAGGCCGUCAAGCGCGAACGCGACGAGUUGAAGAUGCGUGUUUCGAAACUUGAGGGCGAAACGGAGGCACUCAGGAGUAUGGCCAAGGAGAAGAGUUAGCGGGUUUGUUGUUGUUAGUUAUGAUAUGGCAAUAGAAUUGUUGCGGUGGCCUUG
This is a messenger RNA of Aspergillus versicolor CBS 583.65, 690 nucleotides long. Its product is annotated as bZIP transcription factor JlbA/IDI-4. Gene Ontology annotation, biological process: regulation of transcription by RNA polymerase II. The record is from RefSeq and is a predicted model, not a curated record. Gene Ontology annotation, cellular component: nucleus. Gene Ontology annotation, molecular function: RNA polymerase II transcription regulatory region sequence-specific DNA binding; DNA-binding transcription activator activity, RNA polymerase II-specific. The transcript is spliced from 2 exons. NCBI's taxonomy places the organism in Eukaryota, Fungi, Ascomycota, Eurotiomycetes, Eurotiales, Aspergillaceae. Bases 61 to 636 code for a protein of 191 amino acids.